Penicillium egyptiacum is the source of this 975-nucleotide messenger RNA. The record is from the annotation of a GenBank genome assembly. NCBI's taxonomy places the organism in Eukaryota, Fungi, Ascomycota, Eurotiomycetes, Eurotiales, Aspergillaceae.
AUGCGCCUGUUGCGACUACGCCAUGGCCUUGCUGCCGGAUACUCUGCCUUGAGACUCAGACAAGAUAACUGUCGCUGCUUUUCUAGCUCCCGGGUUCAUCAUGAGCUGACACCGUUCACCCGCCGGCUCUUCAAAAUCCCCUCGGCCCCUUCUCCACCCGCACAACACCACAAUGACCUGACGACAUUUCUCUCUUACGCGGAGCAUAUCUCCCUUCCAGUGACGAGUACGGUACAUGUCGGCACACACUACGAGUAUACCGUUCUCCAGACCCUACGUCGUUAUGCGCUGAGCCUCUCUCGCAUCGGCGGUCGCGACGACGCCGGCAUUGAUCUCGUUGGCACUUGGCACCUCCCGGAGCGGGAGCGAGAGCGCGCACUCCCUGUACUGGUACAAUGCAAAUCGCUGAAGACCAAACUGGGCCCUAAUGUCGUCCGCGAGUUAGAAGGAACAUUCCGCCAGGCGCCUGUCGGGUGGCGCACGCGCGAGACGGUUGGCAUCCUGGUGAGCCCGCGCGAGGCAACCAAAGGUGUUCGCGACACGUUAGCUCGGAGCACGUACCCCUUGUUCUGGAUGACGAUCGAACGGGACGGGACCUUGAAGCAGGCACUUUGGAAUGCCCGUGCAGAGGUACUUGGGGUUGGCCCUCUAGGUGUGGAAAUGCGAUAUGGAACCACAGAAGAUGCCGAGUCUGGCUCAGUUACGAAGGAAAUGAUAUUGACCUGGGAUGGAUGUGAUAUCCCCCAUAUGGACCAAGUGGAGCAGAACCUUACCGAGUUCGCCGAGCAAUGGGCCGCAUCCUGGGGUAUGGACUUGUCGAAAAUUCAAAAGGGGGAGCUACUGGAUGUUGCAGAGAUGGUCCUACCGCGUGACGUCUCCGCUCAGCUGCUUGAUCGGACAAUAUCGGACGCAGACCGGAAGAAGGUUAUUCAAGCUUUACAAGAGCGGCUACAACAGCAGCCGGCAUCCGAAUGA